UUAGAAGAUCAUAAAAGUAUUGGAAACUAUAUCGUCUGUAAGAAAUUAAUGAGCAAUAAUGAAAUUAAUCUAAAACAGGAAUUGAAAGAUAUGUUCGUUUAUAAGGUAAACAUUAAAUUAACAAUUAUUAAUUCAGCUGCUGUUAGAGUUUCAAAGAACCUUUCCGGUAUAGCCGAGCAUUUGCAAGGAGAUCAACUUGAAGAGGAAAUAAAACGUUGUAUCCAGGAUGAAAAUCAAUGUAAUAUUAGAAAUGAAUAUUUAGUGAAAAUUAAUAGCAGUGAAAAAUAUAUUCAGAUAUUAAUACGUACAAUAUCAUCAGUAUUAGAUCAGACUUUAAAAAGCGAAAUUUCCAAAAUAGUCCCCGAGAAAAUUAAUAUUCAAAUAUAUUUACCCAUUAUGCGAUGCUUAAAUCACACAAAUUAAUUACACGUUCAAUCGGAACAAAUAAAUCAUAUUUGGUCAUUGUUA
Molecule: messenger RNA, 468 nt
Organism: Ceratosolen solmsi marchali
Lineage: Eukaryota; Metazoa; Arthropoda; Insecta; Hymenoptera; Agaonidae
Exons: 2
Coding region: 49-423 (124 amino acids)
Source: RefSeq, a predicted model, not a curated record